GGCUUUAAAUUGGUGAUUUAAUGGGCUCAAAUGAUUUGUUAAACUCAUUACCAGAAAAACUAAAAACGAGGAUAAAUCAGAAGAUCAAAAACACAUAGAAAUAUGGUUAAAUAGUAAACUGUUAAACCAGAAAUUAAGUUUACCAUAUGUUUGAAAGGGUUUUUUUGCCACUCACAGAGUUGACGAUUAAUUAUGACUCGGUCUGGUAAAAUAAUUAACUUGUCAGGCCACUCAUUCAAAUUGGAAUGUGAAUUGAAAAUUGUUUAUUAUUCAAUUUGUCUCAUUCAAUGUGAAUUAUAUCAUGAUUAUCUUAAUACUGUUCAAAAUUUUACUUGCAUCAACCUUAGUAAAGGCAACAUUAGUUAAAGAUGAAAAUCUUUUAAAGCAAUUUGAAAAGAUAUUCAAUACAAGAGAUAAUUUUUCAAUCUCAUUGAAAAAUGUUAGAUCUCCUGCAGCAUGGAAGUUGAAAUCGGUUGAAAAUCAAAAUCUGUUUCAACUACAAAACGGUGAACAAGUAAUUGAUUUUAGUUUGGAUCGUGCCAAUUCAAGCUUCAAGAUAACGAUUAAGAGUCCCGGUUAUCCAACAAUUAGUCAACAUGCUUGGAAAUUGUCGGUUCCAAUUGUUAAUCGAACAUCAAACCAUAGAUUGGUUUUGAUUUACUUUGAUCAACUGGAAACUAAAGGUUACAAGGAUCAGGAUAAACUAAAGGCUUGGGUCUUUGUUGACUGUCAAUCUUUUGGAUUUAUUGAACUGAAUAUCAAUCCAUUUGAUAAUAUUGUUCCAGGGGAAAAUCAAAUCACUUUGGAGAAGGAGAUAAAGGUUAGAGUUGUAGUUGACAAAGGAAUUGAUCUAUUUACUGUCUUGGAUCGUGAAUCUUGUCCAACUGCUUCUGCAUCACCUUACUAUGUUGUUGCUCGGAGCCUUCCUUCAACCAAAUUACCUUGUUUCGGGUCAGAUGAUUUGACAAUUGAAUCAGGUUCAUCAACAUGUAGAUUAGCUUCAUCUUCAGCUACAACAUCAACAACAGCAACGACAUCCUUCAAUCGAGGCCUUGCCAUUUUAACCAAAACUCUGAUUCAAUUGGAUAAAACUGUAAAAGAUGCAAUUGUAUCCAUUGAUCAACAGACUCAAGAAACUAAAGCUUUAAGGCAACGUCUAGAGCAAUGUGCCCUUUGUCGUUCAGAUGACAAGAAAAGGUCUUGUAAGGAUAAUCCUUGUUUCCCAGGAGUUAACUGUAAUGAUUUGCCAAGCUCACCUCGAGGUUACCAAUGUGGUCCUUGUCCUGCUGGUUUUACUGGCAAUGGUGUUGAAUGUGAGGAUAUUGAUGAGUGUGCUUUGGCCAGUCCUUGUGCAGUUGGUGUUGAUUGUACUAAUCAGUUGCCAGGCUAUUUUUGUGGGCCUUGUCCAAAUGGUCGUCCAGGCUAUCCAACUAGAGGGGUUGGAAUUGAUUUUGCUCGCAAAAAUAAACAGAUCUGUUCAAUAGUAAAUCCUUGUGAAAAUGGUUCAAAUGGAGGCUGUAAGCCUAAUUCCCGUUGUAUUUAUUUGACCGCAAAUCGCGUUAUUUGUGGCGAGUGUUUACCAGGCUUUAAGGGUAAUCAGUCUGUAGGCUGCUUUCCAGAGUCCAUAAAAACUUGUCCUGAUGGAGUUACAUCGUGCCAUUCAAAUGCCUUUUGUUACAAAGUCAGAUCAGAGGCCAAAUAUUCUUGCAGGUGUGAACCAGGAUGGGCUGGAGAUGGUCAUAACUGCGGUAUCGAUACUGACAUGGAUGGCUGGCCCGAUAUUAAGCUUCCUUGUGAAUCAACAAGGUGUAAACAGGAUAACUGUCCUUUGAUACCUAAUAAUGGACAAGAAGAUGCCGAUUCAGAUGGUAAAGGUGAUAUAUGUGAUGGAGAUGCUGAUAAUGACGGAGUAAUUAACAAACUUGAUAAUUGUCCACUUAAAGGUAAUCCAGAUCAAAAAGAUUUGGAUAAUGAUAGUUUCGGCGACGUUUGUGACAAUUGUCCAGCAGCAUCAAAUCCUAAUCAACUUGAUUCAGAUUUAGAUGGAUUGGGUGACGUUUGUGACGAUGAUAUUGACAAUGAUGGUAUAACUGGAUUAGCUGAUAACUGUCCAACAGUCCAUAACCCAGAUCAAUCAGAUAGAGACGGUGAUGGUCAUGGUGAUGCAUGCGAUAACUGCCCUAAUCUACACAAUCCUGAUCAAUCAGAUGAUGAUAGAGAUCUGGUUGGUAAUGCAUGUGAAUCAACAUCAGACAUUGACUCCGAUGGGAUUCAAGAUAAUCGAGACAAUUGUAGAACCAUCUCAAAUGCUGACCAAUUAGACACUGAUAGGGAUGGUUUAGGGGACAUAUGUGACAAUGAUAUUGAUGGUGAUGGAUUGCCUAAUUCAUUAGACAAUUGUCCAUUAGUGUACAAUCCUGAUCAACGUGAUUCAAUACCAGGAUCAGGUGUUGGGGAUGCUUGUCGUAAUGACACUGACGGCGAUGGUAUACCUGAUUCAGAUGAUGUUUGUCCAGACAACAAAUUUAUCUAUGUCACAGAUUUUCGAUCUUUUGCAACAAUUCCAUUAGAUCCAGAAGGUGAUUCACAGAUUGAUCCUCAUUGGGUUGUUUAUUCUCAAGGAGCUGAAAUUGUUCAAACUCUCAACUCUGAUCCAGGCUUGGCUGUGGGCUACCAUGCAUUUGCUGGAGUAGACUUUGAAGGAACCAUGUUUGUUGAGGCCAACAUUGACGACGAUUACAUUGGCUUUAUUUUUAGCUACCAAGAUAAUCGUAAUUUUUAUACCGUCAUGUGGAAAAAAUCAGCUCAAACUUAUUGGAGACCAACGCCUUUCCGAGCUGUUGCCUCACCGGGAAUCCAAUUGAAACUAGUUCAUUCCUCGACUGGUCCUGGUAAAAUACUCCGAAACUCAUUGUGGCACACUGGCAAUACCACCAAUCAGGUAACUUUAUUGUGGAAAGAUCCACGCAAUGUUGGUUGGAAAGAGCAAACUGCUUAUCGAUGGUCUCUCAUUCAUCGACCUAAAAUUGGCCUCAUCAGAUUGAGGAUUUAUGAAGGAGACUUACUAGUCGCAGAUUCAGGAAAUUUAUUUGAUGACAGUUUGAAAGGAGGUCGAUUAGGUGUUUUUUGUUUCUCCCAAGAAAAAAUAAUUUGGUCAGAUUUGGUUUAUCGGUGCAAUGAUCAAGUCCCCUUAAUGAUUUACAAUCAACUGCCUAAAAGGACAAAAGACAUGGUCUCUGUCGAUCUCACCAAACCAACUGAUAUGAAGAUGAUCGGUGGUAGAGUUUGGUCAACCGAUAAUAUUAAUAACAAUAAUGACGACGACGACGACGAUGAUGAUGAUGAUGAGGAAUCAAAUUUAAUCCCAAUGUAAUUCAUGACUAUAAACUCUUAUUAAUAGUGAAAUUAAAUUCAACCCAUGCAAAAGUUAUUAUUAGAUGGUAUCAUUAACAAUUUACAUUGUAUCUUUUAUUGACCCUUUAACUGUGUUAUUAAAAAUAUUAUUA
Tetranychus urticae (two-spotted spider mite) is the source of this 3506-nucleotide messenger RNA. RefSeq names its product Thrombospondin (gene Tsp). Gene Ontology annotation, biological process: cell adhesion. Gene Ontology annotation, molecular function: calcium ion binding. Gene Ontology annotation, cellular component: extracellular region. Lineage: Eukaryota; Metazoa; Arthropoda; Arachnida; Trombidiformes; Tetranychidae. The record is from RefSeq and is a predicted model, not a curated record.